CGCACCUGUUCGAACAAUUGACGAGCCGAAACGAGCGAAGCUCCCUAUCACCACAAAACCCCGUAACCCCGCCCCAAACCCUAAUUCAACUCCCCGUCCUCUUUAUGCCGCCCUUGCCGCCUUGUCUCCGCCGGUCAAAUGCGUCGCCGAUUACCACAGAUGCUGCUGCUCUGUUAUAUUCUGACAGUCAGGUUGUUGUAUAGAGCUUGACGAUAGGAGUGAGAAAAUGGAGAUAAAAUAUUCAAUUGAUGAUAUCGUGGUCCAGGAUCCUCCGACAGAGGAGUUCUCUGCCUCUGACCUUACAUGGACCAAGUAUGAAAGCUUUGAGCAUCAUGUGGAUGAUGUUGCACUCAUUCCUUAUGAACGAGUUGAAGCCUUUAUCAAUGGAGAAUGCUCAAUUGCUGAACACCCUACUCGAUUCCACAUUGAAAGAGGAAGAAAGAGAGAGAAGGGCAGCCUGAAGGAAAACAAAAGUGAUGAAUACCUUCUAUACAGGCUGUACUGGUGUUCUUUUGGUCCUGAGAAUUAUGGAGAGGGGGGAACUAUAUUGCCUAGCAGAAGAUAUAGACUUAACACAAGAAAUCGUGCUGCUCGGCCACAAUCCAUGCGUGGUUGCACUUGCCAUUUUGCCAUCAAAUGCUUGUAUGCACGACCAUCAGUUGCUCUUAUCAUAUAUCAUGAGAGGAGACAUGUGAACAAAUCUGGUUUCAUAUGCCAUGGUCCUCUUGAUCGAGAUGCAAUUGGCCCAGGUGCUAAGAAAGUCCCCUACAUAUGCAGUGAAAUCCAACAACAGACCAUGUCCUUGAUUUAUCUUGGUAUUCCUGAAGAAAAUAUAUUGCAAACUCAUAUAGAGGGUGUCCAACGUUAUUGUGGUCCAAAUGCAAGUGACAAUAGUCUUGCUUCUCAGUAUGUCCAGAAGCUUGGAAUGAUCAUCAAGAGAUCCACACACGAGCUAGAUUUGGAUGACCAAGCUAGUAUUCGCAUGUGGGUGGAGAAAAAUAAGAAAUCCGUGUUCUUCUACCAGGAUUCUUCAGAGACUGAUCCAUUCAUAUUAGGAAUUCAAACAGAGUGGCAGUUGCAGCAGAUGAUUAGGUUCUGUCAUCAAAGCAUUGUAGCAUGUGACUCAUCAUUCGGCAUAAGUAAGCUCAAGUAUCCAUUAUAUACACUCCUUGCUUUUGACUCUAGGCAACAUGCUUUACCUGUUGCUUGGGUCAUAACCCGAACUAUCACUAAGCAGGAUGUUGCUAAAUGGAUGAAAGCUCUCAUGGACAGGAUUCACGCUGUUGAUUCUUUUUGGGGAAUUGGUGGGUUUAUUAUCGAUGAUCCAGCUUUAGAGAUGGACCCUAUUAGGGAAAUUUUUUGCUCUCCCAUUCUCUUCUCACUAUGGAGAAUUCGUAAAUCAUGGCUCAAGAAUGUUGUAAAGAAAUGUGGUCACAUUGAAGUUCAGCGAGAACUAUUCAAACGUUUGGGCAAGAUAAUGUACAGCAUAUGGACCAAAGAUAAUCCUAUGGAUAUCAUGGAAGAAUUAUUUCAGGAUUUCAUUGAUCAAACCGCCUUCCUUCAGUAUUUCAAAGCAUUUUGGGUUCCAAAAAUUGAGAUGUGGCUUGGAACUAUUAAGAGUCUACCACUUUCUAGCCAGGAGUCCUGUGGCGCCAUUGAAGGAUAUCAUACAAAGCUGAAGCUGAAAGUCUAUGAUGAUUCUCAUCUUGGUGCGCUCCAGCGGGUGGAUUGGUUAGUUCACAAGCUAACAACUGAAAUUCAUUCUGGUUAUUGGCUUGACCUCUAUGCUGAUGAAAGCGGGUCCUUCCAAUCAGUCAAAGAGGAAUACAUAUUUUCCACUUCGUGGCACAGGGCCAAGCUGAUUUCAGAUGAUGCUGUUAUAUUUGAUGAUAAAGAGCACCAUUUUGCUAAGGUUCAAAGCAAGAAGCAUUGUGGUCAAGAAUACGUGGUCUGGAAUCCGGGAUCAGAAUUUGCUCUCUGCGAUUGUUCGUGGUCAAUGCAAGGCAACCUAUGCAAGCAUAUUAUAAAGGUUAACUUGCUCUGCCAACACAGAAAACAGCACCUGCCUUCAAUGUCAUUCCUCUCAUUUCAGGAUGUCUUGCUUGAUCAUUUGAAGAGACCAAUGGAUGACUCACUCGCACUUGAUCUAUCCAUGGCAUGGGCUAGCCAAAUGCAACACAAGAUACAAAGAAUUGUGGAACUUACUACUACUGGUGAUAUCGCCACAGUGACUCAGAAAUUGCUCUUAAAAUGGGCUUGUAGGAAAGGAAGGACAUCAGCCGGUAAGCCAUCGACUACUAUUGCUCUUUCUACCACAACCAACGGGAAAAUUACAAAGAGAGUUACAGCUAAGAGGAAGAGCCGCAAGCGCAAGAGAAUCUAGGGUCAAGUAGUUCCGUUGAAUUUUACAUUUCUUCAAAGUGAUUGUCAAUAUGUUGGCCAUGGCUUAAACCGGAAAGUUAGCUGUGGAGAUUUUUCUCCAGAUUUUUUUCUUCUUUUGAUUAUUUUAGCUGAUUGAAUAUACGGAAGAUUCAGUUGAAAUUCUUUAUAAAAUUAUUGCCUCAAGCUAUAUAUCUUUA
Messenger RNA from Zingiber officinale, 2579 nucleotides. RefSeq lists its product as uncharacterized. The transcript has 6 exons. NCBI's taxonomy places the organism in Eukaryota, Viridiplantae, Streptophyta, Magnoliopsida, Zingiberales, Zingiberaceae. The record is from RefSeq and is a predicted model, not a curated record. Gene Ontology annotation, molecular function: zinc ion binding. The coding region runs from base 227 to 2383 and encodes 718 amino acids.